Molecule: messenger RNA, 1320 nt
Organism: Schistosoma rodhaini
Lineage: Eukaryota; Metazoa; Platyhelminthes; Trematoda; Strigeidida; Schistosomatidae
Source: the annotation of a GenBank genome assembly
AUGAAUAUUACUGAAUAUAACGAAGAUGUAUUAAAACCAUUUAUUUUAAAUUUAUUUAUAAUCAAUAAAAGUUCAACAUGUACCCAAAUGGAAUCAUUACCAGUAUCCGGUUUAUUUAGUUUUUAUCGUGCUAUAGGUUUAUUAUUAGGUCCAUUAAAUACUAUAUUAAAUGGUUUAUGUGUUCAUAUAUUUAAUCAUAGUUCAUGGAAAAAAUCUAUAAUGAGUAGAAUAUUAAAAGGAUUAUCUAUUAUAGAACUUGGUAUGGGAUUAAGUUUAUUUAUUCAUGCAUUAAUUUUUUCACAAAAUUCUACUACUACAUCACAUUUACAUCAAAAUAUAACUAAUAAUAUCUAUCCAUAUCAUAAUGAACAAGAUACUAUUCAAACAAAUGCUUAUAUUAAAACAAUAUUCUCAUUUUUUAUUAUGACAAUAUCUAGUAGAUUUUUAGUAGUAUUUCAAAUAUCACGUAAUUGGUCUGUUGUAUUAUUAGCAGCAUAUCGUUAUGAUCAAAUAUGUCGACCUAUUGGUUCACCUAGUGCAUUUCCACGUGAACGUAUUCGUUAUAUAUUAAUAAUUAUAUUUUUUUUAGCUUGUUUAAUUGUUAUACCAAGAAUAUUUGAAAGUGGUAUAGUUGUAUGUUAUAUAUCAGGAAAUGUAUCAAAAGAUUAUCCUUUAUUAAUUAAUUAUAAAUUAUAUCAAAUUUUAUAUUUAGGUUUAGUUAUGUUUAUUGUACAAUCUGGUGGUCCAGUUAUAUGUGUAUGUGUAUUAAGUGCAUUUGUUAUAAGAAUUAUAGCUAAACGUCGAAAAUUUCAUCGAGAAAAAGAACAACGUUCAGCUAGAAAUUUAUUAAGACGUCAAACAAUGGAAAUAGAAAAUAAUCAAUCAAAUUUAAAAAAUAGUAUCAUUAUGAAUAAUAAUAAUAAUAAUCCUUUAAAACGUAAUUCAAAUGGUUUAACAAAAGAACUAAUUGAAAGACCAGCUCCAUCUGGUGAUAAAUUAAUGUUUGCUGUUUGUAUAACAUUUUUUAUUUUAGAAACUCCAGCAUUUUUCAGUAAAAUAUUAAAUCCUUACUUGGAACAAGAUUAUCCAUUAAUUGAUUUAACAUUAUCAGUUAUUGCAAAUCUAUUAAUUUAUUUAGAUUCUACAUUGAAUGCAUUCAUUUAUAUGGCAUCUAAUCCUUUAUUUCGUAAAAUUGCUCGAGAAGAAUGUAUACAAUAUCGUGAUCGUUUAAUUUGUUGUAAAGCAUCAAAACCUAAUCAAAUAGCUAGAAUAAGUCACCUUUUAGACAAUGAGACAAAUGCUAUCUCAAUCAAUUCAUAA